GCCGUCGCCGCUGCGGGAACGGACGCCGGGCUGGGUCCGCUCAGAUCCGUCCCGCCCCCGGACCGCGAUGGCCGUCCGGCAGAGUCCGCUGCUGGUGCCGCUGGCGCUGCUGGUGCUGGUCUGGGGCCAGCCGCCUGUUGACGCCGUCCUGCCGCCCUCGUUUCGCAUAGAGCAGACGAGCGACUCGUUCCGACUGCUCCUUCAGGACGACCUGCUCUUGGUUGACCAUGGGCCGGGUCAUGCAGCCGUCGUCCUGGGCACGGGAACCACCACCUUCAAGGAGACGACCGGCAACUUCAUCAUCAACGACACGAUCACGGAGCGUCUGCCGCUGAGCUCCUUCUCCGUCUCCGCGGAGAGCGAGUCGGCGGCCACGGUGACGCUGUGGUCCUCCACGGACGCCGAAAGCACCGUCACCCUGCGCUUCAGCACGUCCGCAGACUCGGUGCUGAUCGGCGGCGGCGCCGCGCGCCCGGAGCGCUUCGACCGGCUGUGGCUGCGGCUGCACGCCGAACCCGACGAGACCGUGUUCGGCGGCGGAGAGCAGUACACCUUCUUCAACCUGCGCGGCCGCGACUAUCCCGUGUGGACGCGCGAGCAGGGCAUCCUGCGCGACCCGGACAACCCGCUCACCGACAUCAUCAGUCUGGACGGCGGCGCCGGCGGCGACUACCACACCACCUACUGGCCCGAGGCCAGCUUCCUCUCCUCGCGGGGCUAUUAUUUCCGCAGCGUGACGCACGAGUACGGCGCGCUGCAGUUCAGCUCGGAGGAGCGUCACGAGCUGUACACCCAGUCGGCCGGCGCGCUGGACGUCCGUGUGGCGGCCGGCUCCCCGCUGCAGCUGGUCCAGUGGGCCAACACGGGCCGCCAGCUGCUGCCCGACUGGGCCUCCGAGGGCGUCAUCCUCGGCCUCGAGGGCGGCACCGAGUUCAUGAUGCAGCGCUACCAGCAGGCGCGAGACGCCGGCAUCAAGGUGGCCGGCAUCUGGAUCCAGGACUGGUCCGGUAUCGUCAACACCGCCUUCGGCGAGCGCGUGUUCUGGAACUGGCGCUGGAACGAGACGCACUACCCGGGCCUGGACACGGUCAUCCAGACCCUGAAGGCCGACGGCGUCCGGCUCCUCGCCUACAUCAACCCCUACCUCAACAUUGACGGCGACAUCUACCAGAACAACAAGGACAUGGGCUACUUCCUCACGGACGCUAGCGGCGCCGAGUACGUGCAGGACUUUGGCGGCUUCAGCUGCGUCACGGUCGACCUGCUUUCAGAGCCGGCGUCGGCCUGGUACGAGCAGCUGAUCCGCACCAAUAUGCUCGACCUGGGCAUCUCCGGGUGGAUGGCCGACUUUGCCGAGUACGUGCCCGUGGACGCGGUGUCUGCGGGCGCUGCGGCGCUCAGCUCGCCGGCGGCUCUGCACAACACGUUCCCGGCGCUCUGGGGCCGCGCCAACCGGCGUGCCGUCACAGCCGCCGGAAAGGAGGACGACACGCUCUUCUUCGUGCGCUCCGGCAACACGGAGCAGGCGCAGCACGCCGCCAUGACUUGGUCGGGCGACCAGAACGUCGACUGGACCACCACCGACGGCCUCGUCACCACCGUCGUGUCGGCGCUUUCGCUCGCUAUCGCCGGCUGCGGACUGAACCACUUCGACAUCGGCGGCUACACCACGCAGCGGCCGUUCUUCGUGCGCUCCGAGGAGCUCCUGCUGCGCUCGGCUGAGUAUGCCGUCUUCACGCCCGUCAUGCGCACCCACGAGGGAAACCGGCCCGACGCCAACGUUCAGUGGUACUCCAACGAGCGCAUCUUGGCGGCGUUCGCCCGGCUCUCUCGUCAGUUCGCCGCGCUGGCGCCAUACACGCGCGCUGCCCUAGCCGAGUACGGAGAGUCACACACGCCUCUGCAGCGACCGACGUUCCUGCACUACCCGAAUGAGCUGAGCGGGUACACCAACCUGACCGGCUACCAGUACCUGUACGGCCGCGACCUGCUCGUGGCGCCCGUGUACGAGGAGGGCGCGCAGAGUCGCCGCCUGCGCCUGCCCGAGGACAGCUGGGUGCACCUCUGGACCGGGGAGCAGUGGCAGGGGCCACAGGAGGUGACCGUGGACGCCCCUCUCGGCCAGCCGCCCGUCUUCUACCGGGCCGACUCAGAGUGGGUCGAGCUCUUCAAGCAGAUCAGUCAGAUUACCGAGUAGCGUGAAACCGCGGGCACCGGCGCCGAUCGAACGGCUCGAGGUUUCGUGCCCAACAAGGUUAGAGAAGACUGAGCAAGAGCAGGUCCGAGCGGCGACCGAAUUUUACUUAUUUAUUUAUUGCGGUUUAAGCCGAGUGACGACAGAGCUUUGGAUUGGUGGGCACUGGGCGCCAAAAACCGGCUAAGUGACUUCUCCUUGGCCAGUAGCUAAGAGGCGAGUCGCGUAGUGGUCCCUAGCUACGUGGCUAGAUAUGCUGCUCAAUGGAUGCGUGCAAAACGUGCGUAUUGACCUCUAAACGUAUUUGACCUCUCAUUGGUCAAACAGCAACUAUGUAAUGUAGCCGCGUAUCUGUGCCCGACUCAUAGACAACUAAUGAGGGCUUGCGCUGAAUGUAAGCUGCUUGCAUUCGUAAUAUCGACUGUUGGUGAUAUCGAAUAAUAAGAACAUCAUACUCCAA
This is a messenger RNA of Amphibalanus amphitrite, 2654 nucleotides long. RefSeq names its product sulfoquinovosidase-like. Gene Ontology annotation, biological process: carbohydrate metabolic process. NCBI's taxonomy places the organism in Eukaryota, Metazoa, Arthropoda, Thecostraca, Balanomorpha, Balanidae. The record is from RefSeq and is a predicted model, not a curated record. The transcript has 2 exons. The coding region runs from base 68 to 2197 and encodes 709 amino acids. Gene Ontology annotation, molecular function: hydrolase activity, hydrolyzing O-glycosyl compounds; carbohydrate binding.